CCUCCGCCUCCGCCUCCGCCUGGGGCAGUGGGCGGCUUAUCUGGGAGUCCAGAGUCCAGCCGAGGACAGGCAGGCAGGCAGGUGCUGGGAAGGGAGGGAAAGCGGAGCAGCUCCCAGCUUCCUCCUCGGGAAGGGUCGGGGAGGGAAGGAGGGGCUCAGCCCCCCCCCCCCACGGCGGACUCGCUUGGCAGCCGGGCACAGAAGCCGCGAGGAAGCCGGGAGGAAGCGGAGGUCCCAGCCAGGUUCCUCGUUGCCCAUGGCUCCCCCCACCCUCCCCCAGCUCACCAGGCACAGAGCCUGCCAGCUUUGGAGGCUGACCGUGGGGGCCCUGGUCUCCGUCAUCCUGUUCCUGAGCUGGCACAGGGAGCAACUGGCCCCCACCACUGCCCCCGCCAGACCCUCCAUCCCAGCCCUGACCGACGGCACCUUCACCUUCUACUUCAACCGGAGCGUCUACGAAGCCCUCUUCCCUCACCUGCAGCUCUACCGGUGCCAGGAGGUGAUCGCCCGGGACGACUUGUGCCAGGGACCCUCCCGGGCGCCCCUGCUGCUCCUGGCCAUCAAAUCCCACCCGGCUUCUGGGAGCAGGAGGGCCACCCUGCGACGCACCUGGGCUCAGACAGCAGAGGUGGGGGGCUUUUGGCUGCAGCCCCUUUUCCUCCUGGGGGCCACGUCCAACCAGAAGCAGCUGGAGCUGGUGGCGCAGGAGAGCCGCGUGUUUGGCGACAUCCUGAUGUGGGAUUUCGUGGAGUCCCAUCACCACCUUUCCCUCAAGGAGCGCUGCUUCCUCCAGUGGGUGCACGGGCACUGCCAGCGGGCAGCCUUCGUCUUCAAAGGCUCAGCCAUGUUUCCCUCUGGAAGUUGAUCUUGGGGCUGGCAGCCGUCCUCUUGAUCACGUACGCCCUGAGGAAGAAGCUUCUUCUCCAAGCAAUGCCUGAGCCCAUCUCAGUCCUGACCGACGGCACCUUCACCUUCUACUUCAACUGGAGCGUCUACGAAGCCCUCUUCCCUCACCUGCAGCUCUACCGGUGCCAGGAGGUGAUUGCCCGGGACAACUUGUGCCAGGGACCCUCCCGGGUGCCCCUGCUGCUCCUGGCCAUCAAAUCCCACCUGGCUUCUGGGAGCAGGAGGGCCACCCUGCGACGCACCUGGGCUCAGACAGCAGAGGUGGGGGGCUUUUGGCUGCAGCCCCUUUUCCUCCUGGGGGCCACGUCCAACCAGAAGCAGCUGGAGCUGGUGGCGCAGGAGAGCCGCGUGUUUGGCGACAUCCUGAUGUGGGAUUUCGUGGAGUCCCAUCACCUUUCCCUCAAGGAGCGCUGCUUCCUCCAGUGGGUGCACGGGCACUGCCAGCGGGCAGCCUUCGUCUUCAAAGGAGAGGACGAUGUUUUCGUGAAUCCUGUGGCCCUGACGAAAUUCCUCCGGCUGACGCCCAACGUCUCCCACUUCAUCCACGGUCACAUCCACUACCACCCUGCCGUGAAGAGGAUUGGGCGGGACGCCAUCCCCCUCCCACUCUUCCCACUGGGCCACUUCCCCCACUUUGCCUUGGAAAAGGGCUUCCUGGUGCCCGGUGCUGCCCUGCCUGCCCUCUAUCAGGCCUCCCUUUGGUUGCCCACCUUCCCUCUCAGUGGUGCCUACUGGGGCUUCCUAGCCUUGGCCGUCCGGUUGCCCCAUAAGCACAGCGGAGACUUCCGGGCCUGGGAGAAGAUGGAAGACCACCUCACCUUAUACCAGAAAUCCCUGAUGGUCCAUGGGGUCUCUAUGGAGAGGAUGGAGAAAGUGUGGCGGGAGCUCAGGGGCUCCACGCGGGGAUGGCCCAAGUGAACGCAGGAGCAGCUGUACCCACACACGCUGUCCUUCGCCCAGGACGGAGUUGGUCAUUGGAUCCGGGAAAGGUGAUGCCACCCAUUGGCACUGGCUUCCUACAACCUCUCGCCAGAUGGUGAGCAGUUGCCAAGGCUCGCAUUUCCCAAAGCUGGUUGUCCAUAUUCUGUUAUUAAAAAGUCUCCCAAGCA
Messenger RNA from Pantherophis guttatus, 2015 nucleotides. The record is from RefSeq and is a predicted model, not a curated record. Lineage: Eukaryota; Metazoa; Chordata; Lepidosauria; Squamata; Colubridae.